AGUACACAAAAACCUGAGCCAAGUCACGUGACGCGUGUAUAAACGCGAGCUUUUAUUUAUUUACACAUACUGUUGAAAGAUCAUAUUCUUGGUUGUAUAGUGUCUGUUUAAGGGUUAAUGAUUCAUUUCGAUUGCUCUUAUGAGUUCUCUGUGGAGGCACAUUGUGAAGCAGUUUGUAAAGUUUUCACUUUCGUUUUCUCUGAAAACUUCAGGAUGGGUGUGUUUCACUGUCUUCUGUCAGUUCCUGCUGCUUCUCUUUAGACUUCGUCGUCCUGUUUCUCUUCAUUACAAGGCUGUUUGGUGUGAUGGAUCGAUCUGGGAGGGCUGCGGCACCUGGAACUAUGGGGAACACACACAACCCUGGAAUGGACAGAAAUGAUCCAUCUGAACGGUUUGACUCGACCUGGGAGACUGAAGAUGAGCUUGACGACACUACAGAGUCCCCUGCACAGACGUCCUGGUUUUCACAAAGGAACACAUAUGCUGCAAAAGACAUGCAAAUUUAUAGACAUUAUUACCAGAAAACCUUGACUGAUGACGAGACGGAUGAUGAUGAUAUGGAAGACGACAGUGACUCACCAAAUGUGCAGUUUUACAGAAAUAAGAUCUAUUUCUGUCCUGAUGGUGAUUACAUUGAUUAUAUUCAUGAACAUUGGUGGGAGGAUUACGACAGGCUGGAAUAUGUGCACUCCUACAUUCAAUGGCUCUUUCCAAUUCAGGAGAAAGGAAUGAACUAUGCAUCCCAGGAGCUUAGCGUAAAAGAAAUCAAGCUGUUCCGGAGAGAUGAGGAGAUGAAGAGAAGAUUGUUGAAGUCUUAUAAGAUCAUGUUGAACUUCUACGGCAUAGAACUUGUCAAUGAGGAAACCGGAGAGGUGAAACGUGCAGGAAACUGGGGAGAGCGAUUUGAGAACUUAAAUAGAAACACACACAACAAUCUUCGCAUCACCCGCAUCAUAAAGUGCCUGGGUUUACUGGGCUUUCAUCACUAUCAAGCACCACUGGUUCACUUCUUCCUUGAGGAGACUCUGGUGAAAGGCACACUUCAGCGUGUAAAGCAGAGUGUUCUGGACUACUUUAUGUUUGCAGUUGUGGACAAGACUAAACGACAAGCGCUGAUCAAAUUUGCCUUCUGUAAUUUUGAGCCAAAACAGAAGUUUGUGUGGUGUCCGAGAAGGAUUCGUAAUAAAUUCUUGAAGGAGAUCUCCAAAUUAACUGCUGGGACCAAUGAAGGCAUAUCAAGUGAUCAAAGCUUUGAAAAUGAUCAGAAUAAUCGGAUAUCUAGCAAACUACAAAGUAAAGAUGAAACCAAAACAGAUACUAAUGAUGACAAAAGUACUGAAAAACCUCCUACCAGCAAAAGCAGAAAUGAUGAGAAUGUGUCAGGUGAGUGUCAAGAUUCUGAAACACCAGCUUUACCUGUCCCCAUUGCAGGAACUGAAAAUACGACUAUCACUAAUGAAGGAACUGAAGCUGCAUCUGGAGUUGAUUCUCAGCACGAAGGGCACAGAGAUUCAGAAAAUAAAGCUGCAAUCCAGAAGAAUGACAGUGAAGAAACAAAUAAGACGAUCCCAAACAACUCGGAUGAGAAUGGCAAUGAAAUUGCUGACUCUACCCAACACUUGGACAGUAGAGCAGCCAGUGAUGAAAGCGCCAAUGAAAACGUCACACAAACCUCCACAAGCGAGAACCUUGCAAAAGAAGCACCUGUAACAGGCGGAAACUCAGAGAAUGAGCAAGAAGGUUAUGAAAAUCAAGGAGACGAAUCUAAGCAAGGCAGUAAAGAGGAGUCAAAAUCACAGCACAGUGAUGGAGAUCCCAAAGAAAAUGAUUCAGAAGAGAUCCAGCAGAGUGGCAGCGAAUCACCAGAAGACGGUGUGGCGACCAGACCUGCUACAAAUGAGGCCAAUUCUACACACUAUCCUGCAGUAACAUCAGAAGAUAUGAAUAGUCAGAAAUAUACUUUACCUCCUGGAGAGUCAAGUACAAGCAUUGAACCUCCAGCUGCCUUGAUGAAAUCACCUGAAUCAGACGAAAACAUAAGGAAUCUACACGAAGGAUGUAACCAGCAAAACCAAAGCGAAGUUCAAAUAUGCAAUCAGCCAAAGGCCACAGCAGAAGCAAAUACAAAGGAAGAAUCGAAUGAGAAGAAAGAAGAUCCAGUGCAUCAAUCUAAGGAAGAUAAUACUGAAGACAGGUUUAAUGAUGGUGAUAGUAAUGCUGUCACGUCACACAGUAGUGAAAAUUCAGAUUCAGGAGAUGUUAAGGGCUACAGCACGGCGAUGUAGUGGUUAGCACUGUUGCCUCACAGCAAGAAGGUUCUGGGUUCGAGCCCAGUGACCGACGGGGGCCUUUCUGUGUGGAGUGUGCAUGUUCUCCCCGUGUCUGCGUGGGUUUCCUCUGGGUGUUCCGGUUUCCCCCACAGUCCAAAGACAUGAAGGUUAGGCUAAUUAAUGGCUUUAAAUUGACUGUAGGUGGGAAUGUGUUUGUCUCUAUAUGUCAGCUCUGCGAUGACCUGACGACUUGUCCAGGGUGUACCCCGCCUCUUGCCCAUAGUCAGCUGGGAUAGGCUCCAGCUUGCCCGCGACCCUGUAGAACAGGAUAAGCGGCUACAGAUAACGGAUGGAUAAAUGUUAACGAUAGAGGGGACACUGAAUCUGAUCAAGGCACAGCUCUCAGGAGUGAUGUUAACUCAUCUUGGGUUAUUCCUGGUAAGGAUACAGAGACAGAUCAGGAGCCUGUCCCAGGAAUAGGCGGUAAAACACUCUGGAUAGGACGGCAAUACAUUGCUCAUUUUAAUAAACUGAACAAGAAAAAUUAACAGAAACUAGUUUUUUGUGCUGUGGAUUUCUGCAAAUCCAUUGAUAUCAUAGUGUAGACUACAUGAAUGAUGUGAUAAAAUGUGUGAAUUAUGAUAUUGUAAAAGAGUGUGUGGAAUAAACAGUGAAUGAAGAAAUGA
Molecule: messenger RNA, 2956 nt
Organism: Neoarius graeffei (lesser salmon catfish)
Lineage: Eukaryota; Metazoa; Chordata; Actinopteri; Siluriformes; Ariidae
Product: opioid growth factor receptor-like protein 1
Exons: 8
Coding region: 306-2285 (659 amino acids)
Cellular component (GO): membrane
Molecular function (GO): opioid growth factor receptor activity
Source: RefSeq, a predicted model, not a curated record